Lineus longissimus is the source of this 2155-nucleotide messenger RNA. Its product is annotated as sulfite oxidase-like. Bases 39 to 1421 code for a protein of 460 amino acids. Gene Ontology annotation, biological process: sulfur compound metabolic process. The record is from RefSeq and is a predicted model, not a curated record. The transcript is spliced from 2 exons. Gene Ontology annotation, molecular function: molybdopterin cofactor binding; sulfite oxidase activity; heme binding. Gene Ontology annotation, cellular component: mitochondrion. Lineage: Eukaryota; Metazoa; Nemertea; Pilidiophora; Heteronemertea; Lineidae.
AUCAGGGUCAUGUAUAUGAUAUUACAGAGUUUGUAGACAUGCACCCUGGUGGCACAAAAGUGUUACUUGCUGCAGGGGGGGCAUUGGAGCCAUUUUGGAGUAUGUAUCCUGUGCAUAAAGAAUCAAGUGUGAUUCAUUGGUUGGAGAAGUAUCGAAUCGGUGAAAUGGCACCUGAUGAGGCUAAGCAUGUUGAUACCUCUGAUCCAUUCGCUGGUGACCCUGAACGCCAUCCUGCUCUCCAAGUGAACUCUGCUAGGCCGUUCAAUGCAGAAACACCUCUUGAACUUCUAACAGAUAACUUUGUCACUCCGAAUGAAUUGUUUUUUGUUCGCAAUCAUCUUCCUGUACCAAAUGUUGAUGCUAAGAAUUACAAACUUACUGUGAGUGGACUAGGUGUGAAGACAAUGGAGUUCUCACUCAACGAUUUGAAGAAGAAGUUCAAGAAGCACACCGUAAAGGCAACCAUGGAAUGUGCUGGAAACCGAAGGGCGGAGAUGACCGAGAUAAAGGAGGUCAAGGGAUUGAUGUGGAAGGGUACGGCCAUCAGCAAUGCUGAAUGGAGUGGCGUCCUCUUAAGGGAUGUAUUGAAGUCUUGUGGUUUCAACGUGGAUGAUCCCAAUGUUUCCCACGUGCAGUUUGAGGGUUAUGAUAAGGAUCCUGCAGCAGGUGGUCAUUACGGGGCAUCGGUCCCUUCCGAGCUUGCCUUGAAUCCGCAAGGAGAUGUCCUGCUGGCGUAUGAGAUGAACGGCGAGGACCUCCCUGUAGAUCAUGGCUUUCCUGUCCGUGUUGUCAUUCCUGGCACUGUUGGCGCCCGCAAUGUCAAGUGGUUGUCACAGAUUGUCACGAGUAACGAAGAGAGCAAGAGUCAUUGGCAGCAGAAUGACUAUAAGGGGUUCAAUCCAUCUGUCGACUGGGAUACGAUCGACUACAAAAACGCCAUUCCAAUCAACGAGGCCCCAGUCACUUCAGCGAUUUGUGUACCACAGCCUGGGAAGACCCUUGAUGAUGACGAAGAAGUCUCAGUCAAAGGCUACGCUUGGAGCGGUGGCGGCCGUGGGAUCAUCCGUGUCGACCUUUCCCUUGAUGGCGGUAAAACCUGGCAAGUUGCUUCCCUGCAGAAGGACGAGAGUCGCUACAACCGACACUGGUCUUGGACGCUCUGGGAAGCCGAUUUAAAGAUUCCUAAGAAUCACCAGGGCAAGGUGGAAAUCAUUUGUAAGGCAACUGACUCGUCCUACAAUACCCAGCCUGACAGUGUUGCUGGCAUUUGGAAUGUGCGUGGUCUUCUGAACAAUGCUUGGCAUAAGGUUGUGGCUAAAGUCCCUGAUUCUGAAGAGACUAAACCCUUCGGCACGCCGGAAAUUCAGAGCGUAUUCAGUGCAGGCUGGCCUCAUUACAUGUUCCAAGCAAACUUCUUCUAGACAGCUGAGAAACUUUCGAGGCACGCGAACUAAAGACGUUCUGGACAUUUUGAGAACUGAUCAAGACCUUGGAACUUUUAUUUUCAUUAUUUAAAAAGGACAAAAUGUGCAUGGAUUUAAAUGUGCUGUUUGGAACAGUUUAGUGUGCUAUGAACUGGUGUAUAGCUAUGUGUAAAUAGUGACCAUCGAUCCCACAUUUCCAUCGAUGAGUCUUGAAUAAUUUGAUGUCGGAAAAUGUUGGCUCCUCUUGCAGUGUUUGUUUUUACCCAUAACCCCAGCUUGAAUGACGUUAAGUUCGUCCAUCACUUGGUACACAGUCCAACAGGCAUUUUGAAGACAAAGCCUUUGCAUAUCAGCUUAUACAGUGUUUUUGGAUGCAGUUCUUAAUGGGUAUAUGAAAUCACUGCCGAAGGAGUGAAGAAAAUGUAUUGGAUUAAAAAGCACCGUUCUUCUGGAAUCUCAUCAAUGAGGGUCUAAUUUAUUACUUCAAUAAUAUCUCCGUCUAAUCGAUUCAGCAUCAAAGUUUUGACAAAUAUAAAACAUCAUGAUGUUGCCAUGUAAUUUCUAGAACUGGCACCUCCAGAAGUUAGCUUGAAAGUUAAAUUACCUAUAGCCUUCUCAAAACCUUUAUCGACCCCCUCACCCAUGAUAAGAAAGCAAUUGCCAGUACUAUGUCAAAUGUGUACAAAUUUGGAUGUUUCGCUUGAAAAAUACACAAUAUCAUUUUCAUUAGA